AUGGUCACUGUUGCGAACAGUUUUUUCUCUCUCCGCGUAGCCCUGACUUGGCUGAGAGUCAUGGGGCUCUGGGCCCCUGACGAUCUUAAAGACUGGAGGAGGGCAGCCUACAAUUGUUAUACUUUCCUUGUUUAUAUGAUUGUUGUUGGUACAUUUAUACUAAUCCAAGCGGUAGAUCUGUGUAUGAUAUGGGGAGAUAUCCAGCUGAUGACUGCGUCCGCCUUCGUGCUGUUCACCAACCUGACGCACACCACCAAGAUCCUUAACAUGAUAAUCAGGUCCAGGCGCAUCAAGGAUAUCGUAGCUAAGAACGAUACAGUCAUACGUAUGCAGGACACAGUGGAGAAGGUGCAGAUUGUUCAACGUUGCGAGCGUGGUGUAAGGUUUUACGUCGUAACGUAUGCCCUGAUCACUCUAUUUACGAUUUUAUUGUGGUCAUUUGCUGCAGCUUUGGAAACUCAAGAUAAGCAACUUCCAAUGAGGGCUUGGUAUCCCUUCAACACAUCAGUGUCCCCACUGUACGAGUUGGCGUACAUCCACCAGUCCCUGUCGCUGUACCUGGCGGCCAGCAUGAACGCCAGCAAGGACAUCUUGGUGACCACGCUGAUAGCGCAGUGCCGCUGUCGCCUGCGUCUCUUGAGGGGAGCUUUCGAAACUUUGUGCAGGGAUAUGAACUUAGUAUCUUCUCAUUUGUAGCGCCUAUCAAAACACCAAGAGGCAAUAAUGUCAGCUCGCUUGAGAGCCUGCGUGAUGGAACACCAGGCCAUCCUGCAGACGGUGGAGCAGCUACAGAGCUGCUUCUCGGAACCAACAUUCGCCCAGUUCACCGUUUCGCUCGUCAUCAUUUGUGUUACUGCUUUUCAAUUGGUUUUUCAAACGGGAAGAUUAGUUCGAAUGCUUUCCAUGACCUUCUAUCUGAUGAACAUGGUGGGGCAAGUGUUUAUCUACUGCUAUGAGGGGAAUGAGCUAACUGUGGAGAGUGAGCAAGUGUGCGGCGCGGUGUACCAGUUCCCGUGGUACAGCUGCAGCGCGGCGCUGCGCCGCUCCGCGCUGGUGGUGAUGACGCGCUGCCGCCGCGCCGCCAGCCUCUCCGCCGCCGGCUUCACCACGCUGUCCCUCACGUCUUUUAUGAGUAUUUGCAAAGCUUCAUACUCAUUCUUUACAGUCCUCAAACAAGUGGACGAAGAUAAAAUGUUUAAUAUUGUUUGGAGAGCUAAACAGCUCCGCGCGCUGGUGAGGAACUGUGAACGGGAACUAACAGAAGAAUCGAGAGAAGAUGGUAAAGCAAUCAUAGCGAGCUACAAUAAAGAAGCUCGACGUCAGUUUUACGUGUAUGUGCUAUUUACAUACAACACUAUCACGGGUUGGUCCCUCGCUGCAGAGAGAGGGCAGCUCCCUCUGAGGGCUUGGUAUCCGUUUGAUACGACCCAGACGCCGGCUUAUGAACUGACGUAUAUCCAUCAGUGCAUUGCGGUUGCAAUAGCUGCGGCAGUUGAUAUCGGGACAGAUACUCUGGUCACAUCGUUGGUGUCACAGUGCCGCUGCCGGCUGCGGCUUCUAGACUUGUCCCUACGGACUUUGUGCGAUGGCUUCCAAGUGGGAGACACGGGUCUCAUAGAGCCAGAGGCGGAGAAGACGAUAUACCUCCGUCUCAGGCGAUGCGUACAGCGUCACCAAGCUGUGUUGGAUGAUGCUCAACAGCUGCAGGACUGCUUCUCCAUAGCUACAUUCUCACAGCUCACCGUCUCCGUUUUUAUUAUUUGCGUCACUGCUUAUCAAUUGGCGUUUGUAAGUAUUGGGGAAUCAAAAAACAUCAUCCGUAUUGCUGCUAUGGUCAGUUACCUCGUCACCAUGACGAUGCAGGUGUUCAUAUACUGCUAUCAAGGAAACCAGCUCGUUGUGGAGAGUGAAGCCAUAUCAGCAGCAGCAUACGAGUGCCCGUGGUACACCUGCAGGGCGCCUCUACGCAAAGCCUUGCUGGUCAUCAUGACGCGAGCCACCCGCAGCGUCAAGCUGACUGCCGCUGGUCUUACUGAAUUAUCACUGGCUACUUUUGUUUCUAUUAUAAAAGCCUCGUACACAUUUUUCACGGUACUACAAGGAGUCGUUGAUGCAUCGUAG
Messenger RNA from Zerene cesonia (dogface butterfly), 2121 nucleotides. Its product is annotated as odorant receptor Or1-like. Gene Ontology annotation, cellular component: plasma membrane. Lineage: Eukaryota; Metazoa; Arthropoda; Insecta; Lepidoptera; Pieridae. The transcript has 16 exons. Gene Ontology annotation, molecular function: odorant binding; olfactory receptor activity. The record is from RefSeq and is a predicted model, not a curated record. Gene Ontology annotation, biological process: detection of chemical stimulus involved in sensory perception of smell; sensory perception of smell.